AUGCCUGGAGUAACUGUAAAAGAUGUCAACCAGCAGGAAUUUGUACGGGCUCUUGCAGCCUUUCUCAAAAAGUCGGGUAAACUGAAAGUUCCUGAAUGGGUGGACACAGUGAAGCUGGCCAAGCAUAAAGAGUUGGCUCCCUAUGAUGAGAACUGGUUUUAUACCAGAGCUGCGUCCACAGCCCGCCAUCUGUAUCUCCGGGGCGGUGCCGGCGUGGGCUCCAUGACCAAGAUCUACGGGGGCCGUCAGCGCAACGGCGUGAUGCCCAGUCACUUCAGCCGGGGCUCCAAGAGCGUUGCCAGGCGGGUGCUCCAAGCCCUGGAAGGGCUCAAAAUGGUGGAGAAGGACCACGAUGGAGGUCGCAAACUUACUCCUCAGGGGCAGAGGGAUCUGGACAGGAUUGCUGGACAGGUGGCAGCGGCAAGCAAGAAGCAUUAA
Ailuropoda melanoleuca (giant panda) is the source of this 438-nucleotide messenger RNA. Its product is annotated as 40S ribosomal protein S19-like. The transcript has a single exon. Bases 1 to 438 code for a protein of 145 amino acids. Gene Ontology annotation, molecular function: RNA binding; structural constituent of ribosome. Gene Ontology annotation, biological process: translation; ribosomal small subunit assembly. Lineage: Eukaryota; Metazoa; Chordata; Mammalia; Carnivora; Ursidae. Gene Ontology annotation, cellular component: ribosome; cytosolic small ribosomal subunit. The record is from RefSeq and is a predicted model, not a curated record.